CAAAAAGUGCAAAGAGAAAGUCGCCGCGGAACUUAAAACGGUGGAGUUUUUUGCUAGCACUACUGAUAUGUGGUCAAGCCGCACAGCUGAAAAGUACCAGAGUCUUAAAGUCCAUUUUAUUGAUGAAGAUUUCAACCUCCGAGCUCGCUGCCUACAAACUACCUACUUCCCAGACGAUCACACAGGGGAAAAUAUUGCAGCCGGCCUGAGAGAAGGGCUUGUCAGCUGGGAUCUCCACGAGGAGAAUCACGUCUGCAUCACGACGGACAACGCGUCGAAUAUGGUGCUUGCUGCGCGGCUUAAUGAAUGGACGAGGCUCCAAUGUUUUGGCCACAGAUUACAUCUUGCCAUUGAAAAUGCACUCAAAGAUGACAGAGUGUCAAGGGCAACAGCACUGUGCAGGAAGCUGGUGGGGCACUUUUCCCACAGUUGGAAGAAGAAAGCAGCCCUGACGGAGGCACAGAGAGAGCUCAAACUCCCUGAGCACAACCUCAUAACGGAGUGCCCAACAAGAUGGGGUUCUAAAGAAAUGAUGAUUGCCAGAGUGCUUGAACAGGCCAAAGCCAUUUCUCAGGUAUUGUCUGGAGAUCGAUAUGCACGCUCCCUUAUCCCAACCUGGCAGGAUAUUGACGUGUUGGAGUCGAUUCACAAGGCACUGCAUCCUCUACUGGAGUUUACUGAUGCUCUUUCUGGAGAGGAGUAUGUAAGCAUCUCCUACCUCAAGCCAGUUCUCCACCUUUUUGCCACAUCAGUCCUGGCUGAAGAUGCUGAGGACACUGACCUGACUAAAUCAAUAAAAACCAAAGUCCUAGCAUACCUCAAUAACAAAUAUGGAGACCCAAACAUCCAGGAGCUUUUGGAUGUUGCCUGUUUCCUGGACCCUAGGUUCAAAAUACAGUACAUCAGUACAGACAACAUCCCUGCUAUCAAGACUCGUCUGAAGACAGAGAUAGUAGACUUGGCACAACGUACAUAUCAUUGGGAGAAGAGGUCUCGUACUGAAACUGUUCAGAUGCCUCAAAGUGCACAGUCCUUGGGGGAAAAGACGAAGAGGUCUCUUGGCAGUUUUUUUCAAGACCAGUUCAGCCUCUCCUUCUUUGCCUGUAAAUCUUGAAGAUGUCGCAGAGGCAGAGAUAAACAAUUACCUGAUGACUCCUACCAUUGAUGGAGAAGAUGAUCCAUUGGCUUGGUGGAGGGUGCACAAGAUCAGCUACCCACAGUUGUGCACCAUGGCACGCAAGUAUCUUUGUGUACCUGCUACAAGCGCUCCCUCAGAGCGUCUUUUUAGCACAGGAGGGAAUAUUGUGACUUGCACUCGCUCAUCCUUGAAGCCAGAAAAAGUCAAUAUUCUGGUUUUCUUAGCAAAAAACCUGUGAGCCACUGAGAACAGAACUGUUGGAUAAGUAUGGCUGGCAGUGCCAUACUCGUAGUGAACUUUAGUCUGUGUGGUGUGUUAUUGUUGUGUACUUGAGAUAAGUGAGGCUCAUCUAUUUUAUAUUAUAAUAUUCAAAUC
This is a messenger RNA of Coregonus clupeaformis (lake whitefish), 1513 nucleotides long. RefSeq names its product E3 SUMO-protein ligase ZBED1-like. The transcript is spliced from 3 exons. Lineage: Eukaryota; Metazoa; Chordata; Actinopteri; Salmoniformes; Salmonidae. The record is from RefSeq and is a predicted model, not a curated record. Bases 68 to 1114 code for a protein of 348 amino acids.